This is a messenger RNA of Anopheles merus, 3061 nucleotides long. RefSeq names its product rab3 GTPase-activating protein catalytic subunit (gene Rab3GAP1). Bases 142 to 2931 code for a protein of 929 amino acids. The transcript has 4 exons. Gene Ontology annotation, biological process: positive regulation of GTPase activity. Gene Ontology annotation, molecular function: GTPase activator activity. The record is from RefSeq and is a predicted model, not a curated record. NCBI's taxonomy places the organism in Eukaryota, Metazoa, Arthropoda, Insecta, Diptera, Culicidae.
CCGUCGUCUUCGGGACUGCGUUGCGUUGUUUCUCCGUGACUUGCGACUAGUGAAAGUGAAAUUUCGUGUUUUUGUGUUUUACUUCUGGAGUUUUCCCCCGUUUCCCUAACCGAUUGGACUGAUCUACCACCCACAAAUACGAUGCUGAACGAAGAGGUCGACGAUACGGAGUUCUUCCAGCAGGACUUUACGACGGCCUCCGACUGGGAGUUGUUUAAUGCGCGGCUGGAGGAAAUAUUUCACGAGUGGAAGCUGUCGUUCGGGCAAACCACUUUCCGGAAGCUUGCCCACCACGAGCUGGCCAGCUGCUGUUGGAAUGUGGCGCGCGAAACGAUAAAGUUCGCGGACGUUGAGCUGCAGGUUGUGCACUACCGUGCACAGCUCGAACCCGACCUGACGGAGGGAGCGGAACCCGUGGAGCCCGUUUCCGGAUGUCAAACGUUUGUGGAUUUGCUGUCGAUCGAGAACGACUACUGUAUGGCGUACGGACAACGGUCCGAUGGGGAUGAGGACGAGCAGAAACUUCAUCCGCUUGCGCAAUGGUACGGGUUGCGCGAGUUUGUGAUCGUCACGCCGGUGAAGAAAUCGAUCUCCAACGAAAGCAGGAUCCGCAUCCUGAUGAGCUCGGUGCAUAUUGCGGUGUCGGAAAGUAGCUGCGAUGUGCCCGUGUUUGUGCAGGCGAUGGACAAGGUGCAGCACGUGUAUCUGGGCGUGUGUGAGUCCGGCCCGGUUCGCAUGUCGUUCGAUAUUGUGCAUCUGCAUCUAACGCCACCCACCUGCAAGUAUCUUUCGGGGCUGUUGGAGGUUUUCAAGGGCAAAAUUGGCGUAGCGUACGUUGAUCCUGUCGCGGUGUCGGUCCGUUUCACCUACCAGCUGGCACGUUUCGUUUCCGGCAGCUUUGUAAGCGAUAAAAGUGUCCCGUUCACCGAGGGCUGGACUGGAACGGACGCCGUGUCCCUUCCGUUCGGUGUAUCGAUCGAUCCGGUAAGCGAGCUGAUCGUUCACUGCACCUGGCCGCAGGUGGCGGACAAUGUGGUGGUCGAUUCGCAGACCUACUCCGACUUUGAUCCCUUGUCGGCACCGCUCUGGAGUCUACGGGCGCAGUUCGAGGACACGCCCGUCUGCUAUCUGGCCGACUGUCUGCAGGAGUACCUGCAAAUUUCGGACUCGCGGCGCGCUCUAACCGAAUACUUCAGCGAACUUGCGUUCGGUGGCAACGUUCCGCCGAUCGAGGGCGCUAAUCCACUCGAUCUGCUCACGGAAUCGAAGAUUCCACGACUGUCGUCUGUGCUGCCGGGCAGAAUCGUUGCUCCCAAGGCCGCUCCGGCCAAGCUCGAGGGCCCACUGAACGACGAACAGCUGAAGGACAUGCUGUACUACCUGUUUCCGGACGCACAGCGUGAGCCACGGUGGCCGUACGCCGCAUCCGUCACCGGGCCGGCCGAGUUCGAUCCGCUGCGCAUCAAGUCGGCCAAUCCGGACUCGCUGGUGCACCGGCUUGCCACUCUGCUGGCCCUCUGCAAUGCGUGCUUCGGGGGGAAGCGAGCCGUGGCGCAACUGUGGGCCGAAUUCGCACAGGAAAUGCGGUACCGCGUCGAGCGCUGCAUACAGAUACCGGGCGUGGCCAGCGGAUUCCCGGACUCGAGAACCUGCCUGCUCCACCAGAAGCUUCAGAUGCUGAACGUGUGCAUGGAGCGGCGCACGCUACGUGACGGUGGACUCCCGUUUGCGAUGCGUUCCACCGGUCCAACGGCAGCCACCGCCGCCGCCGCCGCGCCCACCGAUCAGUCGGACGAGGAGUUCUUUGACUGUUCGGACGAUGAGCAAGAAUCCGGCGCAACGGGCCGGCUGUCUCGGCUCGGUAACAUGCUGCUGGUCAGCUCGGACGAACCGCUGUACAUUCCGGUCACGCAAGAGCCCGUCCCGAAGACGGAGGAUCAGCUCGAGGACGAUGCGGAGGUAAUGCUGAAGCUCGGCCCCGGCAGUGAGCUGUGCACGCAAAUGAUGAGCGCCUCGCUGCUGUCCGACAUGGAGAGCUUCAAGGCGGCGAACCCGGCCGGGCAGCUGGAGGACUUUAUCCGUUGGUACAGUCCGCGCGAUUGGAUCGAGGACGAGCCGGUCGACGAGCAGGAUCCGUUCGGGCGCAAGGGACAUCUGAGCGCACGGAUGCUCAUUCCGGGCAACACGUGGCAAACGGUCUGGGAAGGAGCGCGUGCCAUCCCGGCUCGGCGCCAGAAACGGCUGUUCGAUGAUACGCGCGAAGCGGAGAAAGUGCUACACUUCCUGGAGUCACGUACGAUCGGCCAGAUAGCGCAGCUUACGAUGGCAACACUGUUUCACGUGGGCGUGCUCACGCUAACGGCAAAUGCCACGCCGGAACGAGCCGUCGUGCCGGCGUUCGAUGAAAUGAUUGACCGCAUGACAGCGGCCUGCUGUCGAUUGUCGCGGGAAAGCUGGAUCAGUGGAGGCGGCGCAGCCACUGGCCCGGGGCGGGCCAACUCUCAGACAAAGUACGAGCAGCAGCUGCUCGCCGAAAUGAUGCAGCUCGAGUGCAUCGUCACGCAGGCCCGAAGCUUGCGGCGAAAGCUGUUCGCAGCGCCGGGCGAAAGCUCGUCGGUCGACGCGGAGAAGCUUUUGCAGGGGUUGCUACAGUCGCACGAAACAGAUCUACCAGAGGGCGCUAGUAGUGCAAUCGCUGGCCGUCUGUUGGUGCUGUUUGCCGAGGCCAAACGGGCGGCUAACGAGCAGAGCGACCAACAGACCAAGGGCGGCAGUAGCCUGCCGGAUCCAAUCGAAAAGCAAUUUACUCUACGGCUAAGCGGCAACACCGUCAGCAAGGGUGCGGGAACGCCACAGUUUCUGAGAGCAAUUCUGAUGCCGCAAGAGUUUCGUCUUUGUGGAGCAUUCAGCCGUAACACAACCUUUUAUUGAGCGAACGACUGCUGCCUAUCCUGUAAACUGUAAGCUACACACGGUGUUGGGAUGGUUAACCAAUUAUCAAUUACAUGUAUUCCCGAAUCUUUAAUCGCGUUCAAAUAUAAUGUUCGGUUCUGUAACGAUA